AUGUCUGAUGAUGAAAAUGAAUUUCACUCCAAUCGGCCCAGGAGAAAAUUUACAAAGGAGCAACAAAUGCUUGGAAUGUGGGCAGAUGACAGCGAAGAAGAGGAAGUCCCAUCAAGAGCUCCUCCAAGAGGAUUUAAUAAAGGACCUAAGAAUUACACAGCCCCGGUUAGCUUCGUAGCUGGAGGGAUCCAGCAAGCGGGAAAGUCCAAAGAUAAAGACAAAAAAAAGGAGAAAGACAAAAAUGAUGACGAAGAUGACGAGGACCAAGAUGUGUCAAACACGUCCAGUGAUUCCGAGAAGGAAGAAGCAACCUCGAGGCCAUCAUUUUCUAUGAAUGCCGACGCAGUCGGUGGAAUCGCUGGGCUCAGAAAGAAACGUGCUCCAGUUAAUCCCUCGCUGAUGCGAACUGGAGUUGGAAACUGGGAAGUGCACACCAAGGGGAUUGGAGCGAAGCUGCUGCUCCAAAUGGGCUUCGAGCCCGGUAAAGGUUUGGGAAAAUCUCUCCAGGGUAUAAGUGCUCCCGUGGAAGCUCAAGUAAGACGUGGACGUGGUGCGAUUGGUGCCUACGGUCCUGAGAAGCUCGCCAAGGUUCCGCAGGAAAAAAAAGACGAGGAUGUUGAGAAGACCAAGGAGUUCAAAGUGAAGCUGUCGCAGUGGCGCAAGACUGAUGGAGUUACGAAGAAGAAGACCAAGUACUCGUACAAAAGCGUCGAUCAAGUUCUCGAGGAUGGGAAGCUCAGGCCGAAUGUCAAGACUUCCACCAGUGACAUGAGUCGUGUCAAAGUCAUCGACAUGACGGGUCCAGAACAGAGGGUACUCAGCGGGUACCACGCCAUAGCCGGUCAACACCGGCCUGAUGAUUCUGCUGCUGAAUUUGACAAAAAAUCUCAGACUCAUUUUGCACUUCCAGAACUCCAGCAUAAUUUGAACUUGAUCGUCGACAUGUGUGAGCAAAAUAUAAUCCAAAAUGACAGAAAAACUCGACAUCUAAGCGACAGGGUGGUGGCUCUUGAAGCCGAGCAGAAGAACAUGGAGAAAGUUAUUGAGCAACAUGACCAGCUGAUCAACACUCUUGACACCGUCGUUAAAAUUAUUGACAAUCUGAUGAUCAAUAACAAUGACAUGAGCCUCGAUGAGACUGCUGAAGCUUUUAGAAAACUACAGGACCAGUAUUACAACGACUACAAGACGUACGAGCUCGGGGAGCUGGCCAGCAGUCUCGUCACACCGAAACUAGCAAGCUCGAUGGCGAAGUGGAAUCCUCUGACGGAACCAAUGCAUCACCUCGACUCGAUAAGGCAGUGGAAAGACAUCCUGAGCAUCGGAAACAACCUGAUAGAAGCCAGAACAUCAACCACGCCGUAUGAUCAGCUGAUUUGGAAUGCCUGGAUGCCUCCAGUUCGCAGAGCUAUUGAGCAGUGGGCUUGUCGUCAGCCAGACCCGUUGAUUGAGCUGUUCGAGAACUGGAUGCCCUUCAUCCCCAAGUUCAUUAUGGAUGGCCUGGCGAUGACAGUCCUGCAGAAACUUACUGCUGAGGUGACUGAGUGGGAUCCAAGGACUGACACAGUCCCCAUUCACAUGUGGAUCCACCCGUGGCUGCCCUUGUUGGGAGAUAACAUGAAUACUGAGAUUUACCCGACAAUCAGACGGAAACUCGGCUCUGCGUUGGGAAGCUGGCAUCCGUCAGACAGAACCGCGAGACUCAUGUUGGAGCCUUGGUCCCAGGUAUUUCCAAAAGGUGACAUGGAGGCUUUCCUCAUCAAAAACAUCCUGCCGAAACUGGAAACCACAAUGUCUGAGUUUAUUAUUAAUCCACUCUCCCAGCAUCUGGACAAUUGGAACUGGGUCUACGACUGGGUGGGCUUACUGCCAGUUCACACGAUGGCUGGACUGCUGAACAAGUGUUUCUUUCCCAAAUGGCUUCAUGUUUUGGCAGCUUGGCUCAAUCAUUCGCCUAAUUACGACCAGAUCACCCAGUGGUACCUCGGCUGGAAGAAGAUGCUCAAUGACAAGCUUCUGGCCGAGCCUGUCAUCAAGGACAACUUCAAGAAAGCCCUGGAUAUGAUGAAUCGUGCUGUUUCUAAUACUCAGGGACUUCAGCCAGGCUCUGCUGAGUAUGUUUCGUACCUGAUGAGUCUUGAAAGGACCCAGCCAGCUCCUCAGAUUCCGGCUUCAGCUCAACCCCGAAUUGAUAGACUCGCAGAAGCUGUACGGACUGCCUCGCAAAUUCCUCAAGGCUUCAAGGAUCUUGUGCAGAAAAGAUGCGCUGAACGAGAUAUUGUCUUUAUGCCUUUGGCGAAUCGAUAUCGCGAGGCUAAGCAAGUAUAUAAAGUUGGAAACGUCCAGGCUUACAUUGACGGUAAUGUCCUUUUCGUUAACCAAAAGGCGUCUAAUUGGGUACCAACUUCCCUCAACGCCUUACUGGACAUGGCCGAGCUGUAA
Molecule: messenger RNA, 2442 nt
Organism: Cotesia congregata
Lineage: Eukaryota; Metazoa; Arthropoda; Insecta; Hymenoptera; Braconidae
Source: the annotation of a GenBank genome assembly